AUGGUCUAUCACCUUCCUUCAAUUGCAACCACAGCUACCUAUAUAUCUCCAAAACAAGCAAAGGAUCAAUGUUGGGUCUAUGGAGACAGUAAUUUUACAUCAUAUCUUGUCACCCUUGACUCAAAACAAGAAUCGGAUAUUAUUAAACCCUAUUUGUAUGAAUACUCAAAGACGAUAUCUGAAGUAUUGGUAUCUGGUAGAGACAUUGGGAAUGGGAAUUAUUCCUAUUCCAGUGGACCACAAACAAAUAAAACAUUAUUUAAUAUGUUUACUGGUCAAUGUUGGGAAAUUUAUUGCCACCACUGGGACAACUCGAAAAACAACCUCGAUGCUCUCACCCAAAUGCAAGACCCCGACAAGGAACAAAUUUAUGAUCUCCAAGAGUCAAUUCAAAACGAACAACCGAUCAAUCCUAUUAAUGUUAGAAUUUUUUUCCAAGGAAAGGAACAUCUGUAUAAUUCCGGAGUAACUAUCUAUUCAAUAGAGAAUCAUUUGGGACUUUCUAAAGCCCGUGGUGACCCCAUCUAUCAGAAUACUGUAGAGGAGGAACCCAAGAAACAAAAUGUUAGACUUUGUAACUUUCUUUAA
Molecule: messenger RNA, 588 nt
Organism: Cavenderia fasciculata
Lineage: Eukaryota; Evosea; Eumycetozoa; Acytosteliales; Cavenderiaceae
Exons: 4
Coding region: 1-588 (195 amino acids)
Source: RefSeq, a predicted model, not a curated record